GUGGUAUAUUAGGCGGAGAGGCGGGGUCGUCUGAGCUGCCGCGCUGGCAUUUUCUCCUGGACAAGGAGAGGGUGCGGCUGCUGAGAGCUGAGCAGUGCAAUCCCGCUCCUCAGAGUCUUGAAGAAGAGAGGCGACGAAGGGUCGAGAGAGUUGGGCCCUGAGGCAAGGCUCUCUUUUGCCACUGAGGGGACAGGAGCCAUGGCUCAGAACAUGGACUGUGGCGCGGGCCUCUUCAGCUUCCAGGCUGAGGCCUCAGUAGAAGAAAGCGCCUUGCUUAUGCAGACCUUGAUGGAGGCCAUCCAGAUCUCGGAGACUCCACCUCCUAACCAGGCCACAGCAGCUGCCAGCGGGCAGAAUGCUAGUCUCCAGAGUUCACAGCCCCCAACAGUCAGUGAGAUGGCUGAUAUUCAGCUUUCAGCAGCUGCUGCUAGGCCUAAGCCAACCUUUAAGGUCCCGAAUGCAAACACAAAAGGCCCAAAUGGUGCCUAUGAUUUCUCUCAGGCUAUUAAUGCCAAGGAGAUGUCUAACACCCUGCCUCAGGCAGCCUAUAUGUCACCAAAUGCCCCACCAAAGGGCCCAAAUGCUGCCUAUAAUUUUUCCCAGGCAGCAAUCACUACUGAGUUAACUGCCAACUCUGCAGAGAUGACCUUUAAAGCCCACAAUGCCACUAAUACUCAGGUGGGCCCAAAUGCCACCUACAAUUUCUCCAAGCCUCUCAAUGCCAGUGAAAUAGCCAACUCACAGCCUAAGACAACCUUUAAGGCUUGGAAUAACACCACUAAGGUCCCAGUGGUUAGUACCCAAAUCCAGAAUGUUAACCAAGCCAAGAUGACUUCUUCCCAGGCUGAUAUACAGGCAGACUCAGGUAUCACUGAAUCUAAUGGUGCAGCUGCACAGACACCAGCAGAUGGUUCUCAGGCUCAGAAUCUGGAGUCCAGGACUAUCAUUCGGGGCAAGAGGACCCGCAAGAUUAAUAACUUGAAUGUGGAAGACAACAUCAAUGGAGAUCAGAGAAGGGCUCCACUUAGUGCUGGGCCCUGGAGAUCUGCACCAGUUCCAGUUACCAAUCUGAAUCCACCUGGAGCACCUCCCAAUGUUCUCUGGCAAACCCCAUUGGCUUGGCAGAAUCCAUCUGGCUGGCAAAACCAAACAGCCAGGCAGACCCCACCAGCACGUCAGAGCCCCCCAGCUAGGCAGACUCCACCAGCCUGGCAAAACCCAGUAGCUUGGCAGAACCCAGUCAUCUGGCAAAACCCAGUCAUCUGGCAGAACCCAGUCAUCUGGCCUAACCAUAUUGUCUGGCCUGGCCCAGUUGUCUGGCCAAACCCACUGGGCUGGCAGAAUCCACCCGGAUGGCAGGCCUCACCUGGAUGGCAGACCCCACCAGGCUGGCAAAGCCCUCCAGAUUGGCAAGCUCCUCCUGAGUGGUCUCUGCCACCUGACUGGCCACAGCCACCUGACUGGCCACUUCCUGAGUGGUCACUCCCUCCUGACUGGAUCACCACUGACUGGCCCAUUCCACCUGAGUGGCAGAACCUGCGACCAUCACCAAACUUGCGUCCCACUCCCAACCCGCGUGCCUCACAGAACCUGGGUGUCUCACAGCCCCGAGAUGUGGUCCUUCUUCAGGAAAGAGCAAAUAAAUUGGUCAAAUACCUGAUGCUUAAAGAUUAUACAAAGGUGCCCAUCAAGCGUUCAGAAAUGCUGAGGGAUAUCAUUCGUGAAUACACUGACGUUUAUCCAGAAAUCAUCGAACGGGCAUGCUUUGUCCUAGAGAAGAAAUUUGGGAUUCAGUUGAAGGAAAUUGACAAGGAAGAACACCUGUAUAUUCUCAUCAGUACCCCUGAAUCCCUGGCUGGCAUACUGGGAACGACCAAAGACACACCAAAGCUGGGUCUCCUCUUAGUGAUUUUGGGCAUCAUCUUUAUGAAUGGCAACCGUGCCAGUGAAGCUGUCCUCUGGGAGGCACUACGCAAGAUGGGACUGCGUCCUGGGGUGAGACAUCCCCUCCUUGGAGACCUGAGGAAACUUCUCACUUACGAGUUCGUUAAGCAAAAGUACCUGGAUUACAGACGAGUACCCAACAGCAACCCUCCUGAGUAUGAGUUCCUCUGGGGCCUACGUUCCUAUCAUGAAACUAGCAAGAUGAAAGUGCUGAGAUUCAUUGCAGAGGUUCAGAAGAGAGACCCUCGUGACUGGACUGCACAGUUCAUGGAGGCUGCAGAUGAGGCAUUGGAUGCUCUGGAUGCUGCAGCAGCUGAGGCAGAGGCCCGGGCAGAGGCAAGGACCCGCAUGGGAAUUGGAGAUGAAGCCGUAUCUGGACCGUGGAGCUGGGAUGACAUUGAGUUUGAGCUGCUGACCUGGGAUGAAGACGGAGAUUUUGGAGAUCCUUGGUCCAGAAUUCCAUUUACCUUUUGGGCCAGAUACCACCAGAAUGCCCGUUCCAGAUUUCCUCAGACCUUUGCUGGCCCUAUUAUUGGCCCAGGUGGUACUGCUAGUGCCAACUUCGCUGCCAACUUUGGUGCCAUUGGUUUCUUCUGGGUUGAGUGAAACAUUGGGUACUACUAAGUUGAAAUAGUCUUCCUCUGGAGUGAGGCUGAAACCUCAGAUUCCUUUUGAACACAGCUAUCUAGAAUGCCACGUCCUGUUGACUGAAAGUGGCAUGCAAGAUAAAUUUAAUUGCUGUUCCUGGUUUAUUGCUUUUUUUCCCUGUUGUGUGCUGUUUUGGUAUCAGAAAUAAACGUUGAACUUGCAAAGUGAA
This is a messenger RNA of Erinaceus europaeus (western European hedgehog), 2761 nucleotides long. RefSeq names its product MAGE family member D1 (gene MAGED1). Gene Ontology annotation, cellular component: nucleus. Lineage: Eukaryota; Metazoa; Chordata; Mammalia; Eulipotyphla; Erinaceidae. The record is from RefSeq and is a predicted model, not a curated record. Gene Ontology annotation, biological process: negative regulation of transcription by RNA polymerase II. The transcript is spliced from 13 exons. The coding region runs from base 199 to 2550 and encodes 783 amino acids.